Asparagus officinalis (garden asparagus) is the source of this 3368-nucleotide messenger RNA. RefSeq names its product lysine-specific demethylase JMJ706-like. NCBI's taxonomy places the organism in Eukaryota, Viridiplantae, Streptophyta, Magnoliopsida, Asparagales, Asparagaceae. The coding region runs from base 310 to 2820 and encodes 836 amino acids. Gene Ontology annotation, molecular function: histone demethylase activity. The transcript is spliced from 11 exons. Gene Ontology annotation, biological process: chromatin remodeling. Gene Ontology annotation, cellular component: nucleus. The record is from RefSeq and is a predicted model, not a curated record.
AACCCCCCGAACUCCGCUUCCUUUUUCGUUCUGUCCAAGAAAACUCCGGCCGAAUAAAUCCCCGCUAGUUCGAUCGCCCCCGCCGAUUUCUUCCCGAAUUUUUCAUUCCGCCGCCGUUUCCGGCGGGUUUCAAUAGAUUCUUCGCCUGGAUCGUUCGGAUCUCGCCGGCGACGCGUUCGAUCUGUAAUGCGGGUCGUGAUCUUGGCGAAUAGGUCGGGUGCUUGAUCUCGUUUCGUUCGGCCGAGGGAUUUCCGCGCCGUUUUUUUGCCGGAGAAGGUGGAGGAGAGGCGGAUCUGCGAUCGGCUUCAGAUGGUAGAGAGAAGGGCUUUGUCUAAAGAGGUUAAAAAUGGUUUAGAAAUUCUAAGGCGUAAAAGGCUCCAACAGAAGCUGGCUAGCGUGCAUGAUGGAAUAAAUGAUUCAAGUACUAUAGCAGGAAGUGUUGGGGUUGCUUUAAAAGAUUCUGGUUCAUCAGAGACAAGAAUGCAUGGAAGUUCAGAUCAUCAUAUUCCUUCUGGAGCUUCUGUGAAGGAUGCUUUUUCAAAACAUAGGGUGGAAAAAUAUGACAUGUCUAAUUUAGAAUGGAUUGACAAGGUGCCGGAUUGCCCUGUUUUCUAUCCCUCAAAGGAGGAAUUUGAAGAUCCAUUGAGUUUUCUCCAAAAGAUUGCACCUAUCGCUUCAAAAUGCGGUAUAUGCAAGAUUGUUUCCCCAAUAAGCGCUUCAGUCCCUGCUGGUGUUGUUUUGAUGAAGGAGAAACCCGGAUUUAAGUUCACUACAAGAGUUCAACCUUUUCGACUUUCUGAGUGGGAUAUAGAUGACAAAAUCACUUUUUUUAUGAGUGGCAGGAGCUAUACCCUUCGGGAGUAUGAAAAGAUGGCAAAUAAGGUUUUUGCUCGGAGAUACUCCAGUGCCGGAUGCCUUCCUACUAAAUAUCUGGAAGAAGAGUUUUGGCAUGAAAUUGCCUAUGGCAAGACUGAGACUGUUGAGUAUGCAUGUGAUAUUGAUGGCAGUGCCUUCUCAUCUUCGCCUACUGAUGAACUUGGAAAAAGCAAGUGGAACUUGAAGGGCCUUUCUCGACUGCCCAACUCUACUUUACGGCUACUGGGGUCAGCCAUCCCUGGAGUUACAGAUCCCAUGCUUUACAUUGGGAUGCUAUUUAGUAUGUUCGCCUGGCAUGUUGAAGAUCAUUACUUGUACAGUAUUAACUACCAACACUGUGGAGCAUCUAAAACUUGGUACGGAGUACCAGGUCAUGCAGCUUCUGACUUUGAAAAGGUUGUCAAGGACCAUGUAUAUGCUCGUGGAAUUUUAUCUACUGAAGGAGAUAAUGAUGCAUUUAGUGUGCUCUUGGGGAAGACAACCAUGUUUCCUCCAAAUAUAUUGCUAGAACACAAUGUUCCAGUUUACAAAGCUGUACAGAAACCUGGAGAAUUCGUAAUAACAUUCCCUCGAGCAUAUCAUGCAGGUUUCAGUCAUGGUUUCAAUUGUGGUGAGGCUGUGAACUUUGCUAUAGGUGAUUGGUAUCCCAUUGGUGCUGUGGCUAGUCAGAGCUAUGCACUUCUUAAAAGGAUUCCAUUGAUUCCUUAUGAAGAACUUCUCUGUAAGGAGGCAAUGCUUAUAUAUAGAAAAAUGUCAGAACUUGACUUAAAUGACCCAGCUCCUAAAAUCGAAGACUUGCGUACCCAACAGUGCAUCAAAAUAUCGUUUGUGCAGUUAAUACGAUUCCAGCACCGCAUUCGCUGGUGGGUCAUGAAAUUAGGUGCAAAUAUGCAAUCAUCAAAAUUUCCUUUGACAGUUUUGUGUGGCCUCUGUCACCGGGAUUGCUAUUUGUCUUAUGUUAAGUGCAACUGCAUCAUGCAGCCUAUCUGCCUUCACCAUGAAAAUGAGAUCAAGAGCUGCAUUUGUGGGGGUAAUCGUAGUAUUAUCAUGAGGGAGGACAUUUUAGAGUUGGAGGCUGUAUCGCAAAAGUUUGAGCUGGAAGAUGGAAUAUUAGAUGAGGCUAAAAAGCAAGCACAACUGAUGGAUAAUUUAUUUCCUGAAGUAGAUGGGUAUACUCCAUAUUGCAAUGUCAAAUUUUGUAGCCCUGAAGUUGUAGAACAAGCUCAGGGCCAUUUAGAAGAUGUAGACUCUAUUUUACAGACUGAGUGUACAGUAGAAUCUGCACUACCUCCUACAUCAAAUAUAUCUUCACGUCUCAGAGUAUAUGAAAGUCAAACAGUGCACAGCAAUGAUUGUACAGAUGAGUAUGGAGUCAAAUUUUCUCCAACUAAAUGUUCCACAAAGCUGUGCGGUAGCACAGGUGGGUACUCAAAGCUAACAGAUUCAUCCGACAAAUGUAUAGCUGUCAAUCAAGAUGGUUUCCACGAAACAGGCCCUCCACAGGAAAGUGAUGAUUCAGACUCCGAAAUUUUCAGAGUAAAGCGCAGGUCAACCUUCAGCUUACAGAAAAGAAGAAGACAAGAGAUGAUUUCAAAUAUUUCUAAUGAAAAGGUGACUAAACGAUCAAGAAAUUACUGUUACGAUGAAAAGCCUGUGCGUUUCCCAUCACCAGGAAGUGUUCACGAUCAUCAUUUAUUAUCUGGUCCAAGAAACAAGGUCGCCCGAGGCAUCAGCCCAAUGUCUUUGAAGUUCAAGCAGCCAUCAUUGCUAAAGAGCACAACAAAGGAUGAUGGCUCUCUGAGAACGAAAUCAGAUGAAUGUAGCAGAAGGGAUAGACUCCAACAUAACACAGGGAAGUCAUCUACAGAACUGUCAUCAACUGAUUUGAGGCCAAUCCGUCUAAAAGUUAGACAUCCCUCAAGCAGCAUGAACUGUAGAGAUUAAGCCUUAAUCUUGACAUACUAUAGCUGGUGCUGACUUCUAACUGGGCUCUAACUUAUACGAAACAGAGAGUUGCGUCGAGGCUAAUCCACAUGAUUUCAUCUAGGACAGAAGCAUUCUGACACGAAAUUGAUUCUUCGUUCAGGCCUUAAAUUGAGGUGCUGGCAUGAUUGGAAAUUCUUUUUUGGGUUCUCGGCGUCGGUAAUUUUUUUUCUCCACGACAGGGCAGAGAACGUUACAGUAGAAGACCGGAAGACUGGUGGUGGUUGCUGCAAUUGUACAUGGUUUGGUUGACUGAUUCAAUUUUUUUUGGUAGGCAGGCUUUUCUUCUGCCUCCUGCCUCAGCCCGUCACCAGUCAUUCAUUUCUUUUAUUCUUUCCUCUUUACUGAUCUUUUCAUACCUCAAAAGAGAACAAAGUUUCAAAGAAAUUUUUUCGUUUAUUGCAUUUUUAACAUAUCUAGUUGUAACGUUUCUUUUAUUUUUUUUUACGAGACAUUUUAUGUCCUUUGAAGAUCUUAAGAUCAAGAGCAAGCUAAGUUGCCCCUUCUUA